AUGGACUUGGAGUCCGUGGAAAGUGUCGAGUUUACAAAGAUAAACACAGAGCUGGAGGGAGAACGAUAUAUUCAGCUGAACGUGCAAAACACUCCAGAGUGGAUACACUAUGUUUGCGAGCUUGUGAAGAAGAGCGAUGCACUGGGUAUUGUCACUAUUUUGGACUGCGCGUACCAGUUCGGUUCUCCUAAUAUAGUGAACUCUGGUCUUCAUCAGAUCAAGAAAAAGCUUCAAAAAAAUCAUUCAGAUACGGAAAUACGCGACCUGCUGGAGCGGGUAGUUGUUUUUGACGAUUUCGAGAACCUUGGGGACGUGAAUAAGCUGCUGAACACCAUUCUGGAGGUGAUACCGACGCAAUUCCAGGAUCGACCUCUAAAUUGCAUUCUUAUCUCAAACACGUCGAUUUUCUAUUGGAAUCUCCGCGAUAUGGAGAAUUUCGACGAUCUUGCCGAGCUCCAUCGCAUAUGCAGGCAAUUGUCAUCGAGACUCGGGUGCUACGUGGUGUCGAGCAGAAGUCUUUUUGAAUAA
Messenger RNA from Ogataea angusta, 528 nucleotides. RefSeq lists its product as uncharacterized. The transcript has 2 exons. The record is from RefSeq and is a predicted model, not a curated record. The coding region runs from base 1 to 528 and encodes 175 amino acids. NCBI's taxonomy places the organism in Eukaryota, Fungi, Ascomycota, Pichiomycetes, Pichiales, Pichiaceae.